AUUUUAGUUUAGCUUUGUAAACAAUUUUCUGUCUAAUUUUCAAUGCGUAAAGGAGUAAAGGACGCAAUAAUGAUUAUUAAGAUUUAUUAAUAAUUAGGGUCCUAGUUGGAUAAUCAGCCUGUGUGCGGGCUAUUUAAAAUAUUUCAUUUUGCAAAAAUGUUGUUAUUCUCUUGAUCUCACCCAUGGAUUUUUGUCUACAAAAAUCAAUAUAUUAAACUUUUCAUGGACUGGACCCGAAAACUAAAGCAAUCACUUGAGAAACCAGGAAACAUAACGAAAAAUGAAGAUGAAAUUGAAUUGUUCAAUAAAUAUUUCCAGAAGUGGAAAAAUGACAAACAGAAAGAUAACCCAUCCUCAGCUAUUCCAAGAUUUUAUCACAAGUUGCCAUCAGAAGAAGAAGUCUUACUUCAGAAAUUAAGGGAAGAUGCAAGAGCUGCUUUUCUUCAGCGUAAAAGUAGAGAGUUGUUGGAUAAUGAUGAAUUACAGAACUUGUGGUAUUUAUUGGACAAACAUCAGACAUUUCCUGCUCUUCAUGAUGAGCAGAUGAUAAAUUAUAAGGAUUUUAUCGAAGUCAAAGAACAGACUGGGGAUAAAUGCAAAAAAUUCUUUACUGCAACAAUUUUCUCCAAACUUUAUCAAAAUGAUCCAUUUGGAAGGAUAUCAAUAAUGCAGUUUUUCAACUAUGUGAUGAGGAAAGUUUGGUUGCAUCAAACAAGAAUUGGUCUAAGUCUUUAUGAUGUGACGGGCCAGGGAUAUCUUAGAGAAUGUGACCUUGAGAACUAUAUCUUAGAGUUGAUACCAACAUUGCCUCAGCUGGAGGGAUUGGAAAAAUCAUUUUACUCAUUUUAUGUCUGCACAGCUGUCAGAAAAUUUUUCUUCUUUCUUGAUCCAAUGCGAAAAGGCAAAAUAAAGAUACAAGAUAUUUUGGCAUGCAGUUUCUUAGAUGAUUUAUUAGAGUUACGUGAUGAAGAUUUGUCAAAAGAACAACAAGAAUCAAAUUGGUUUUCAGCACCAUCUGCUUUAAGAGUUUAUGGGCAAUAUUUGAACUUGGACAGUGAUCACAAUGGCAUGUUAAGCAAGAAUGAACUGCUUAGAUAUGGAUCAGGAACGCUCACCAAAGUGUUUGUUGAUCGAGUUUUUCAGGAAUGUUUGACAUAUGAUGGAGAAAUGGAUUACAAGACUUAUUUAGACUUUGUUCUGGCUUUAGAAAACCGAAAGGAAAUGCAAUCUUUGCAGUAUCUGUUUCGUAUGCUUGACAUUCAGGGUCUUGGUUAUCUUAAUAAUUUUGCCUUUAACUAUUUCUUUCGUGAGAUACAAAUGGAAAUGAAAAAACAUGGUCAUGAUCCUGUAUUAUUUCAUGAUAUUCAGGAUGAAAUAUUUGAUAUGGUGAAACCAAGUAAUCCAUACAAGAUAACCUUACAAGACCUCAUCAACAGCGGUCAAGGUGAGACAGUUGUGAGUAUUCUGAUCGAUCUCAAUGGUUUCUGGACUUAUGAAAACCGUGAAGUUCUAGUAAUGCAAGAAAGCCAAGGUGCCUCAGAGGUUUAAUUAUCAUUUUUCAGUGGUCUAGGUUAGAAAUAUCCUGCACUGGCAAUUUGUGUAUAUUCUGUUUUUCCAUGUACAGAUCUUAAUAUUUAUUAAAUCUUUAUUUUUCAAUGACAA
Dendronephthya gigantea is the source of this 1662-nucleotide messenger RNA. Its product is annotated as serine/threonine-protein phosphatase 2A regulatory subunit B'' subunit gamma-like. The coding region runs from base 223 to 1548 and encodes 441 amino acids. The transcript has 19 exons. The record is from RefSeq and is a predicted model, not a curated record. Gene Ontology annotation, cellular component: centrosome; spindle. Gene Ontology annotation, biological process: microtubule cytoskeleton organization; T cell homeostasis; cortical cytoskeleton organization. NCBI's taxonomy places the organism in Eukaryota, Metazoa, Cnidaria, Anthozoa, Malacalcyonacea, Nephtheidae.